This is a messenger RNA of Hyaena hyaena (striped hyena), 6034 nucleotides long. RefSeq names its product defective in cullin neddylation 1 domain containing 3 (gene DCUN1D3). The coding region runs from base 545 to 1459 and encodes 304 amino acids. Gene Ontology annotation, cellular component: ubiquitin ligase complex. Gene Ontology annotation, biological process: positive regulation of ubiquitin-protein transferase activity; protein neddylation. NCBI's taxonomy places the organism in Eukaryota, Metazoa, Chordata, Mammalia, Carnivora, Hyaenidae. The record is from RefSeq and is a predicted model, not a curated record. Gene Ontology annotation, molecular function: cullin family protein binding; ubiquitin-like protein binding; ubiquitin conjugating enzyme binding. The transcript has 2 exons.
CUGUCUUAAAUGUGGCUACCCUCUCUCCCUACUCAUCCUACUUAAAAAGAAACUGAGGAUUUUGACAUUAGAAACUAGGAGAUGAACUUUUUAUUUUCCCCUUCUGGCUUAACCCAAGACCAAACAACUUUCUUAAUGUGAUGGCAAGUUGGCAAGACAGAUUUCCUCUGGAAUAUUUCUGGCAGUCUUCCUUGAUGCAUUCUGCACAUGAAUCAACCUCUUUGUAACCUAUGUUACCUUAAGAAUUUUAGGAAUUUUCCAUAUUGAUUCUCCAUAUGUGCCCAGUGUGAAGGUACAGAGCUUAUAGGGAGGUGGUGAUGAACUCUGGGUCUUUACCCUGGCUGAUGGUGGCUCACUGAAAUAGAGUGGGGUCCCUGGGCACAGUCCGUGUAUUCCUGUCUCCCUGCCCAGUGGUAACUGUUCUCUAAUUUUCUUCUAGGUUGGCUGGCUCCUCUGGCUGAUGGCAUGUUGAGGCACAUGGGCCAGUGGCAGCGAGGGCAUCUGAUCCAGAGGGGGCCACUCUAGAGGCCAGGCCACCAGCACCAUGGGCCAGUGUGUCACCAAGUGCAAGAAUCCCUCAUCAACCCUGGGCAGCAAGAACGGAGACCGUGACCCCAGUAGUAAGUCACACAGCAGGCGGAGUGCAGGUCACCGUGAGGAACAGCCACCAGCCUGUGGCAAGCCAGGUGGGGAUAUCCUUGUCAAUGGGACCAAGAAGGCAGAAGCUGUCACCGAACCCUGCCAGCUGCCAACGUCCUCUGGAGAUGCUGGGAGGGAGCCCAAGUCCAAUGCCGAGGAGUCUUCCCUGCAGAGGUUGGAAGAACUGUUCAGGCGUUACAAGGACGAGCGGGAGGAUGCAAUUUUGGAGGAAGGCAUGGAGCGCUUUUGCAAUGACUUAUGUGUUGACCCCACGGAAUUUCGAGUGCUGCUCUUGGCUUGGAAGUUCCAGGCUGCUACCAUGUGCAAAUUCACCAGGAAGGAGUUUUUUGAUGGCUGCAAAGCAAUAAGUGCAGACAGCAUUGAUGGGAUCUGUGCACGGUUCCCUAGCCUCUUAACAGAAGCCAAACAAGAGGAUAAAUUCAAGGAUCUCUACCGGUUUACAUUUCAGUUUGGCCUGGACUCUGAAGAAGGACAGCGGUCACUGCAUCGGGAAAUAGCCAUUGCUCUGUGGAAACUAGUCUUUACCCAGAACAAUCCUCCAGUAUUGGACCAAUGGCUAAACUUCCUAACAGAGAACCCUUCGGGGAUCAAGGGCAUCUCUCGGGACACUUGGAACAUGUUCCUUAACUUCACUCAGGUGAUUGGCCCAGAUCUCAGCAACUACAGUGAAGACGAGGCCUGGCCAAGUCUCUUCGAUACCUUUGUGGAGUGGGAAAUGGAACGAAGGAAAAGAGAAGGGGAAGGGAGAGGUGCAUUCAGCUCAGGGCCCGAGGGCUUGUGUCCCGAGGAGCAGACUUAGUGGCUCUAUCCCAGGAACAGGAGCAGCAGCAGCAGCAGCAGCAGCAGCAGCAGCAGCAGCAGCAGCAGCAAGGAUCUGCCUGCUGCUCUGCAGCCAACCGAGGGAUUGGACCUUUCUGGAAAUUACUGAAGAUCCAGAUAUUUUCUACUUUACACCUUUCUCUGCCUUGUAUCUGAAAGGGCUCUAAAAUGCUGUAUCAUGUUUUAGGCACUUUCUUCACUUUUUGGUUAUUUUGGUUUAUUUCUUUUUUUUGGGGGGGGGUCCCCCAAAAUAUUUGAACCUGGCUACAUGUUGUGUAUCUUUUUUUUUUUUUUUUUGAAGCCUUCAGAUAGAAUAAGCCUGCCAUUUCUUGCACAAAUUAGAUUUUUUUUUGUGGGGGAGGGUAUAAAGCAGGGAGGGGGGAAGGGGUGGUUAGGUUGAAUUAACAUUACAAGAUGAUACAGUGCCAGAUCUCAGUUUUGCAUAUUCUGUUUUUCAGGGCAGGUCUGUACUGUGUGUAGUGCUGUUUACAUGGUUGGAUUUAGGUUAAAAUAAUUAUUUUAAAAGAUUUACACAGAAUUGAAUAGCAGUGUUAACUGUUAACCAUAUUGCAUUAAUUCCCAGGCAAUUUAAAGCUCUUGGAGAGCCAAGGCCAGCCAAGAGCAUUUGUAGUCUGGUGACAACCCCUGUUUAAGCUAAUUUAUCCGAAACCCUUUUCUUCUUGCUCAUUCCUUCUUUGACCUAUUUCAUGUUGAGUUUAUCCAUCAACAUGCUGCACCUGUCAGUCAAGUGAGCAGUUUUUUUAGACCACAUUGUACUGAGAACCACUUAAGCAUUGAAUGCAGAGAAAGCAGUGCUACCUCAGUUUUGCUGGAAGUAGACUUUGAUAGUUUCUUUUUUGAUGACUUUUAUGUAUUUUCAUGUUGUAGGUGAAAAUACCCCCCCCCCCAUUUGCCUUGGAGCCAAAGUUUCUGUUCCUGGUGGUCGGAAAACUGUGCCUGCCGGCCAACUGACUUGAAGGAAAACUGUGGUAUGGAGCUCUGCUUGAAUUUUUUUUUUUUUUUUUUUUGAUUAUCAUCAGCUUACUUGUCUGGCAAGUGCAGAAGCCUGGGACUGGCCUGAACUCUGCCAAACAAAUAUAGAAGUGUAUUUAAUAGUUAAACGUGUGCCCUUUCCCUUCUUGCUGCACCCAUGUUGUCACUUAAUCCCCAGGAGUUAUUUAUUAUCUUUUUUGUUAAUGUCAGGCUCAUUUGGGGUAAUGUGAUGACUGUUUAGGUUUACAUGACCCUCCUCUCUUUUUCCCUACCCCCAAAUAUGUAUAUAUACAUAUAUAAGAUAUGUAUAUAUUUUACCUAUAUAAAAUAUAUAUAUACACAUAUAUGUAUCUAUAUUCCUUUAUUUCUUUGCCUGCUAAAACUGGCCAUAAAGAGGGAGCUGCCUUCAAUAUAUAAAGCAUAAGAAGAGUGCCAGGGAGUGUCAUAAAUGGAGGCUUUUGAAUCUGAAUUUGGACCAUUUUCACUAAAGAGAAGAUGAAUUUUCUCAGCUCUUUACUCAUACAAGGGAGGCCCAGUUCCCCAGACUCCUCCAUGUGCUCGCUCCAUAAGGCCAGCUUUGGCCAAACUGCCACACAGGAGCGGACUCUGGUCCUACCUGGUUUCAGUAGAGGGUCCUCUUGUUAUUUUUCCAUUUAAAAAAACAUCCUCAAAAAACUGUACUGGAAGGGUGGGUGGCAGGAACUUGUACAGUUCAGCUUCCAACACUUUGGAACAGAUUGAAAAGGGAAUCUUUUGAAUAAAACUUUUAAAAUAUUUAUACUCUUGAGGUAAUGAGAGUUUUUCUAUUAAACAUUUGGAGUUUUCUUCCCUGACUACUCCCAUCUGCCUCCCAGGUAAAUGUUUCUCAGCCUGGGCAGGAUUUCCUUAUUUUGAGUUCCUUUAUUAGUAGCCUUAUGGGUCCAGGCUCCCAUCUUUCCAAAGAGGAUUAUUUCUGCAGUCGAUGUUUUUCUAAGAUUGACAAUGACCUAGCAAAUGUACUUGGGAGUUUUUUUGGUUUUGGUUUUUUUUUUUUUUUUUUUAAAGCCCCUAAACCUUAUUGUUCUUCCUUCUAGAGGGCUAGAAGGGAAGCUUUAAAAUCAGCCACAGCAAGUUAGCAAUACUGCUAGAAAUCUGAAGACGGUCUCAGGCCAGAUGGCUGGCUUUUUUCUAGCCCAAGACAAGUUCCUUGAAAAGUUUCUAGCCCCCUCCCUACCCCACCCUCGUCAGGUUCUGUGGGCUCAACUGUAGUCAGGGUGCCCAGACUGAGGUCUUAAAAGGGGACUGCCUUCUCAUCCAGCCAGCUUGCAACUUCUAGUUCUUCCUGAUUCUGGACUGGGUCAAGAUUGAAAAGGGGGAAAGGCAGGCUGCUUCUCCUCACCAGGUAAGGCUCUCUUAGAUCACAAGGGUUUAUGGAUAGAAGUGCAUAUAAGAGGGAGACAUUGAGGAUCCUGAGGACUCUGGAGGAACUGGAUUCAUUCCCCAGCUUACAAGGUGGCAUUCCAUGCAUUAGGUGUUCUAGACUGGGUGGAUUUUGUAAAUUAACUAUUCAGCCUCCCCACCCCCCAUAGAAGAGCCAGUAAAGAAAUUAUUCUCGAUUAUAUUUUUAAUAUUACAGAAAUGCAAAUGAGAAAUCAGAAAAGGGAGCAGUUAGGGAAGGACUUAAAGGUUCCUUCCAGGUUUGCUUCCUGAUGCAAGAAAUUCCAAACUUCCACAGUAGCUCUGGGCCAAUGCUUGACCACAGGAAAAGCAGUUUUGCAAAGGGAUCAAAGAUGGGGUAUAUAUAGUAUUUGUAGUCAGAUUUCUGGGAAAUGAAAGAUCUCUGGUCCUUUAACCUAGAAAUAGGUUUUCUGUUUGAGUGAGCAGUAAAUUGUGUGGAAGAGGCCAAAUGCAUGCCCCUCAGGUAAGCCAGUGCACUCUUCACUUUAACAAUGUAACACCAGGGUGGUGUGAAGAGGGCAGGAUGUGGAUGCAAUUUCGAAAAUAGGCAAAUAUCUGAGGGCAACUACAACAAAUUGAAUAUGUAUAGGGAAUUUCUUGGUUUUCGCAAAUGGCUGAGUUUGUGGUGUUUAGCAAUUAGAAGGCUGUAUGAGAUGAAGUGUUGCUUCAUUGAAAUGCUCUUCCCCCAUCUCUGCCAUAUCUGAAUGUAUCAUUGACCCCACCUAUUGUAAUGACUUCGCUGUGCUUCAGCUGGAUGCCUCAGCAGUAUUCCCUCAUCUGUGCCAGAUGUGCCCAUGUGUUUGAGAUGGGUCCCAGACACCAGGUCUACCCUUCUCAUAAGGAAAAUUAGAGCUAGGUAAAGAUCCACAUUUCAACCAAGCCCACAGGCCCAAAGAAAUCCAACUGAAAAUCCAUAGGGCAGUGUUUUCGAUACUAAAACUUCCCUAAGGAAGGCACAAACUAGCUUAGAAAGGAAGAAGGGAUUAAGCCACAGAGUAUUUAAUCAGUCUCUGAAACAGUCCUGAUUUCCCAAGAGGCUGAUGCCAAAUUCAGUCCUCAGUGCUGGAGCCUGCAGGGUGUGGAAAGAAGCUGCUGCUAGGUUUGUUUUGUUUUAGCUGCCUGCUUUGGCAUAUUUCUUGUGUCUCUAAUGUUUGAUUAGUGGUGACUUGAAAAUCUUGGAAACUGACAAAGGUCUUCAUUGGUGGACUCUAGCAGUAUUGUGUUUAAACAGCUGAAAGGACUAUUAAAAGUUAUUACAGUGUGUUGAGACUCAUUUGAGGAUAUGUCACAGUGAUCCUCUACUUAGUCCAUAAUCUGUUUUUUGAAUCCUGUAGAAGGGGUUCCCACUCACCCCCUUUCAGAAGUUUAUUCCUAUGGUUAGCUGUAAUUAUAGCAUAUAUCCAGUUUAACCUGGACUGGGGGCCAUGUUUUAGUGAGGAUCUGCAGGUGUUUUUUUUACUGAAAGACAGGCUUGAGCACUGGUUGCAGAAGUCAAGAUGAUUCAAAUAGCUUUUGAGUAAUCAUCACGUAAUGCAGCAUCCAUCCUCCCUAUUCCUCUUGGAAACUAAGCUUGCUUUUAUAGAUCCCUUCUUCCACCAUGCACCUUCCCUCCUUUCAGUAUAAUCUUGGAUAUUGCCAAAGGAAGCCAUUCAACAGAAGCCCCCUCAUUCCCAUUUAUUCUGGGAGAAGUGUCUUCCCUGAUUCCGGUCCCCAACCCCGAAUCUGUAAUUAACUCCUCUUACCUGUUGCACUAAUGAAUAUGACUCUAGGUUUCAAAGGGGGAAUUUGAAGCAAUAGGCAAAUGGGGCUUGGAUGAAUUGGUCCUACAGAUACCCUGCCUUAACCCACUGAGGUGAUGAGUCCACUACUCAUGUGACCCUCCACCUUUGUGGAUUCCUCUUGGUUUGUGACCAGUGUGUCUGUUUCUUGAGGUUGUACAAACUUGUUGACAAAGAUCAAUACUUUUGUUUGUAUUCUCUGCACUGUUGCACUCUCCAAAUGGCCCCUUGAAUAUUUUUAACUUGUUACACAAUUUUUGGUCUUUGUCUACAUUUUUCUUUUGAUGUUUUUUUAAUUUGAAAGGUUACCUGCUGUUGGAUUUAAUAAAUUUGUUUACUUGACUAUU